AUGGAUAGUGCUCAAGCUCCGGAACCAAAACGACUCAAGAGAGAUGCUCAGCCUGGUGAGCAACAAUCAAGCAGGAGAAAGGGCCACACUUGUGAGCACUCAUCACCUGUGUGUGGGGUGUGUGUGUGUGUGUGCAGCUGGAGCAAGGAAGAUAUCCGUUGCAGACCUUGUGCCCCUCGCUGCAGGACUGCCUGCAGCGAGAGGAGUGCCUUCCAUCGAGCUGACAAAGACGGAUUCUCAUGAGUUCAUCGGCCACAAGUAUCGGGACGACAUGCUGGAGCAUAUCAAGAGUUUCUGCGACCUGGAGAGCGGCUCACCGCGCGGCCCUCAGCCCCGGAGCGACAACCAGAAUGCCCUCCCUACGCGAAUCCCUCCUAUGGCCCUCACUCGUCAUCCUUCAGGAGGCAAGACGAGGACGCUUAAGGAGAUUGGCCUCGCGCUUCGCAAGCAGGACAUCUUCUCCCUCUUCAUCACAUUCAGCGACCUCACUCAGUAUGAUGCUGCAAUCGAGCGGGACCGCACAUGGCUGCAGUCGCUGCUUUUGCGCAUCGGCUGGGCGGCUGCCAGGGACGACGUGCGGGGGAGUGUAGGGGACGACUUCUCAAGGUGGCUGACCGAAGUGGACGUUACCAAGGACACCAUUUGCAAGUGGCUAGGUGAUGCCGUCUGCGUCCUUCUUGUUGAUGAGCUGAAUAAAUUGAUGGUGGGAGAAGGCCGACAGCAAUUUCCUGAUGAGGGAGCGAUCGCGGCGGAAUUUCUUCGGGCAGAGUUCGUCGACAAGCGUGGCCGCUAUCUCGUAUUCUCAAGCCACUUCACAGAGACGGGCACGAAGCUCACGGUGUUCAUGGAGAGUCUAAGCAAUCGGGAUGUCCUUCGCCCCCUCUUGCCGGUGAUCACAUCUGUUGAUCAAGCGGCCGUCCUCAGCCAGGAGGCCGCCUCGGCUCCCAAGCUAUAUUAUCUUGGAUUGACACCCGCCCUAGUUCACAAGGCGUUUGCCGUUGAGAAACGACCCGCUACUUGUGUUGAUCAGCUCUUCGACAGGCUCCCGAAACCGCCCUUCACCAGGGCCACGCUGCGAGCCAUGAUCAUGCUUGCGCUGGACGGAGCUGCGCAUCGUGUGGCGGGGUUGGGCGGUUGGGCUGCGGCAUUGGAUGCGUUUGUCGAUGACCCACUUCGACUUCCUAUCGGGACCCCAUCGUACACGUGGUCGCCAUGCUUUCUGGCAGCUGCCUGUGAGCAACUUGUUGGUGUUGGCGAGUUCCGCCAGUCUCUUCGUCAAGGCCUGUGGCGGAUCGUCGCCAACCUACGGCAGCUGGCUGAAGCAACAGAAGGGUCCGGCGUGCAGUGGGAGGGCGUUUGUGCUGCGGCACUCAUCCUACGGAUGCUGCAGAGCGACGUUGGAGAUUAUAAACCCUCAAAUCUGCAUGCAGAAGCCAGAGCAAUCCUGCCUACUGCGGUUCUCAAUGGUCGGUGACACACAGAUGUGUAAACACAAAAGCUCUGGUCGAUAGAUACAAAUGAGUAGUUCAUCAGUCUUUCGUGUUUUGUGCUGUUCGUGUGGGUGUCAUGUCAGGAUGUGA
Molecule: messenger RNA, 1580 nt
Organism: Vitrella brassicaformis
Lineage: Eukaryota; Vitrellaceae
Source: the annotation of a GenBank genome assembly